CUCAGGGAUUGCUUUCCAAGACAUUCUGUACUAUUAAACUCUCUUCUUGAUCAAGUACCAGACAUUGCUUCAUUGACUCCUUUGACCUAACACCAGAAAUGAGGUAGUAGGGAGAGCAGUCAUGGGCUUCAGAUCUUGUGGAUGAACAGAACUGCCCACAAUUUGCUCUGACACAAAGCGAGUUUGGGAGAAGCAGCAUCCUCCGUUGCACAACGACCUUUCGGUAUUCAAAUGCGCAUGAUUGUGUUGUCCAGAGCAGUAUUCUUCAGCUAUUGUCUUCUUCUGUGGCAUCUAGUGGGAGAUGCCCUAAUCUUCUGCAACUUUAUUCUUGAAAAGAUUUCAUGGGGCGGUUGACAAAUUCUUUUCCUUGGAUGUCGUCUGUGGAUGCCUGCAGUCCGCCAUGGCAUUUACUCGACAUAUGUGACAAAAGGUCUGUGAUGGGACCCACCCAUUACCAAAAAGGAUUAGGAGACAGUAUAUAUGCUGAAUGGAAAAGGUUUACUUUGGAGGAUUACUUUGAUAUGAUAUAGCAGGAGAGAAAAAUGCAGGACUUUACACGAUGGACCUCAAAAUGAAGGAAUCACUGGCACUUUGGAGGCAAGAAUGGGACACAGACUUGUUAUCUCAUACUGAUUCCAAAGGAACAAGAUCUGUCCUUGCAGUUUUGGUUUUUGGUCAAGACUUUUACGAGGCAGCAGACAUGGACUUGGCAUCUAAGCAUCUAUAGAUCAGCUUGGACUACCCUAUCGUCAAAAGGAUUCUCAAAAUUUUCUUACUACUCUGAUGAUUGGUUUAAAUGGAUGCCACAUAUCUGCACCUGUGGUCCAUUAACAUCCUCAUAUUCCUUUGGCACAAAAGGAUUUUUUUCAGCUUAUUCUUGAUCGAUAUCUUUUUAUCAUCACAUUGUUCUUGUCGUCAUUGUUUCAGCAUCAGCAUUAUCUCUUGUAUAUCUUCAUUUUUUCUUGCACUGAGAAGAUGCUAAUAUAACAUGCAUUCCAGUCUCCAAAAGAAGCUGAAAUAUUGAAUAUCUAUGUGAUGCCAAAUGAAACAUUGAGGGUCAUCUCAUGAAAUGUCUGACGAACCUAUAUGUGGAAUUUAGAGCCAUCAUGCACAUUUUGGAAAAUCUUCUAGUUGAGGUGCGUUAAAAAUAUUGUUCCAUUUUCAACACAUGCAACUCGAGAACAGGUGAGAUUGUUCAGGGCUUUGUGAAAGUUUACUAAGCAGAAGCAUGCAGGUUUGUCACUCUUCAUCUUCUUCUCCUCCAAAUACAAGUAUCGAUCAGGUACUCUAUGGUGACAUGUUAGAGUCAUAUCAAGAUGUCAAAAGCAACUUGGUGAGGAUGUUCUGUGCCAUUGGACAUAGACAUAAAGAGGAUGAUCACAAGAAUACUGGCAGCUAUUAGUAAUGCAGCAUUUACAACCUCGUUACUGAUAUCUGCCAGAAUGCACUUUGGAACAAUGCAAAGAAGCUCAGUGAAAAAAGAAAAGUGUACCUCGAGGUGCUCCUAAAUUUGAUGUGAGCAGGCAGGCAUCAUUCAGGGAAGGUUCUAGAAUCAAAAGACGAGCUCUUUUCCAGACAAGAAGUUUGGAGAGUUAUCCAUUCAUGGCCUCUCUGUAUAACCUGAAGAAUAUAUACAUGACGGCUUGCAUGUCAACACGAUUCACGCCUCCUCUCUCUGCCAUGCCAAUCCAGUAUGCUUGUGUAGAAACUGAAAAAGACUCUUCUUCCAUCACAGCUUCAACUUGUAGAGUUACCAUGCCCCAAGGAAGGGAUCCUCUUGUCCUGGGCCAAGUAGUUGGUGAUGUUUUGGAUCCUUUCACUCGGUCAGCUGCCAUGAGAGUGACGUACAACAGCAAAGAGAUCAGAAAUGGAACAGGGCUGAGGCACUCAGCGGUGGUGAAUAAGCCCCGAGUUGAGAUUGAAGGGCAUGAUAGAAGGCAGCUCUACACACUGGUGAUGGUGGAUGCUGAUGCACCAAGCCCAAACAGUCCUACAGACAGAGAGUACCUUCACUGGUUGGUGACAGACAUCCCAGAAACCCUUGAUGCCAGUUAUGGUUGAGCAAAGAUGCAGACAGCUUUGUGUGCAUGAUCUCUGUUCUUGUGUGGGCCCCACUUGAAGACAUUAGUCAGCAUGGCGGGGCCUCAACCAGAAAUCGAAGUAGAUGGAUGGCUGUUAUUCCUCACAGUAAUCAACGUUGACUUAAUGCUUUACUUUGUGGGGGCCCACAAGAAAAAAAAAUAAAAGAAAUAUAUUAAAAGUUGAUCGAUUGUGGUAUUACCAUUAUUUCAGUCAUCUUCCAAACUAUGUACCACACUCUUGAACACACACACACAAGAGCACAAUUUGAACUGUAUUACUUUAUCUUAGAUAUGCUAUCUAAAUGCAACUACUGAUACUGAAAUGGAGAAUUAAUUGGUUGUUCCUGUGAAUGCAUGCUAUAUCUUCUAGGAAAAAGCCUCUCUCUUAUGUUUCUGGUGUAUUCUAUGUUGAAACUUUCUCAAUUAUUUACUUUUAAGACAUCUGCUAGUUUUUUGCUACAUUUUAAUCUUGAACUUGAGAAUACUAUUUCAUUCAACAACUGAUGCUGGCAUGAACAAUUGCUUUUCCUCUGGAUGCAUGCAUCACAGUCUAUGAAUGGUUUAAUUUUUUUUAUUUUUCUUCUCUGACAGACCAUUUUGAAGCUUUUGUCCGAACUUUUCAAUGCUCUACUGUCAAAAGCACCUAUAGAUUCUUGAGCAGCACUAAAAAGAGUUAGGUUUUGUUUAGCAUGUAUUUAGAGCAAACAGCAAAUUUGCAUCUAUAGCCUUUUAUCUGAAUUUAUCCAUCCCACAAGCUAGGAAUAAGAUAAUGAACUUCCAUACUCAAAUGCUGAACAUCUAGAUCUGAAACUAUUAAACACUUCACUAUGAAUUCGAACAUCUAGAUCUGAGAGUAUAAAUCUUGCAAAAAUUCCACUACAGAAAUGUUAAAGAUUUGUAUGAUAAUUUAAAACAUACAUUCCGAGAGCCAAUCUAUAUUUCCUUUCCAUGAACCAUAAUGUUCAGAUUUCACUAUGAACAUAAUGAAAAUGUACAUCAACAGGUCAGUUGAUGGGUUUACAAUUAAUUAGGCUGCUGUCUCAAAUUUAUUGAUACACAUGUUUUUACAUGUAAAGAAGAUUCAUUAGGCGAUGUGCAAAAUUUACUAAUAUGCUUUUGUCAAGUCCUUAGCUAACUAUUAGUAACCAAAUUCAUGCGAAAUAUGCUUGAGGUCUUCCUCUCUGCAAGUGCACAGAUAUCUGCAACCAACAAAAGCAUGCAAAACUCAUACAUACACACUUUUCUCUUUUCAUCCUUCUCGGCUCUUUUUCUUUCCUUCCUUUUCUUUCAUAGAUCAACUGGCUCCUUUAUUCAUUGCACUAAGCAUAACAAAUUGAUUCUUGUUUAACUUUUAACUUGCAUAUUGAGAUUUUGAAUCUCAAAGUUUGGCUUUCUGAGCAGCUAAGAGUUGCUAGUGUCUUCUGAUACACAUCUGGGAGAAUGGUUUCCCAGUGAUUCUUAAGAAUUUGCUUGGUUAUGAUGUAAGUUUCUGAAGAAACACCAACACUUGUCGAGAAUCCUCCUUUUUAUGUCCCUACUUUCCUGAUACCUUGAUCAAGAAGCUAUAGAAAAGGCCUAACUGUAUAAGAACAUUGUUUCAGGAAAUGAAAUUGUCAGCUAUGAGAGCCCACAUCCAACCGCAGGGAUUCAUCGUAUCGUUCUUGUGCUCUUCCGGCAAGAGGUUCAGCAAACUAUUUAUGCACCCGGUUGGCGUCAAAACUUCAACACCAGGGACUUCUCAG
This is a messenger RNA of Musa acuminata AAA Group (dessert banana), 3823 nucleotides long. RefSeq names its product protein FLOWERING LOCUS T-like. The record is from RefSeq and is a predicted model, not a curated record. NCBI's taxonomy places the organism in Eukaryota, Viridiplantae, Streptophyta, Magnoliopsida, Zingiberales, Musaceae. Bases 1603 to 2061 code for a protein of 152 amino acids. The transcript has 7 exons.